ACCAAGAAAAAAACUUUUCAGACACGAUGGCAGCUUCUCUGAAAGGGAGCGAGAUCUUCAUAUUGAAAUAUACUUCGAACAUGAAAGGAUUCUAGAUGAGCUUCAAGUCUUCUAUAAAAAGUGCAAGGUUCAAAGUAAGGACAGAUCUUUCCGACUGAUUUGGGAUACUUCAGGUGAUUUCUCCCGGGAGGCUGAGGAGAUUGGUAAAAGGCUCAAAGCCAAUGAGCUUAGAAUGCAGCAAGUGCAAGACCACUCGCACCCAGUGUUUGAGAACGACGAAGCGUCUUCAGUAUUCGAGGACCAUGAAAUAUCUCCAGCGGGAUCCAUUUUUGACGAAAAUGAACUGGAGAGCCCUUCAAGGGAGCCACCUCCAACACCGCCUAACCGUUUCCAUUCUGGUAACGAGGAAGUUCGCGAUAGCAAUGCCAUCGGAGACAGCUUCCAGGAAAUCGAGGACAUGUCGGACAAAAGAAACGACCCUUGGGUGCCCUUGACCCCAUAUAGGGCUCCACCUGCGGAAGUUAGAGAAGCACCAUGCGGAGAGGAACUGGAAGAAACGAUAGAGGUGCUGUACGAUGGCGAGCCAGAAAAAAUAAUAGAGGUCCCUCACAAAGAGGAAUCUAGAGAGACGUCAGACGUCAAUGAAAAAGACAAAAUUGUCUCGCCGUCUUGUACUCCGCCCCCGCCAAGGUCCGCCAAUGCUGGGUUAUCCAGACUACCUCUGCCUCUGAGGCUUUUCGCUCGCCUUAUUGCUGGACUCAAAGUAAUUUUACGUCCGCGGGUAAAGUUGGGUUAUGAGCGGCUUGAGUGGACAUGUAGCUGUGGCGAGGCAAUGUACGGCGACUACAAGUGUGAUGAUAUCCAUGCGCUAGAGUUCUUCAGACGGCAGCUCCGCAUAGAGCACUUGAGCCAGGUCUCGGUAAAAGAAUACCACAUGAGUUUGCAGACGGUAAAAAGGGGCCUUUGGCAAUAUACCGGGAGUCUAGAAACAGGUACCGUGGUGGCAACAGUUCCCGCGACGAAGCUUGAGAAAGCCAAAACAUCCGCGUACGAGGAACUAACGGAAAAUACUUGGCCGCGUCUCGAAGAAAGCACGGCUACGCGCGGCAGUUAUGCGCCGCCUGAUUUAGACGCAGGACAGAAGCUAGAUGUUGGAUGGAUUAACGAGACAUUACACCAUUGGUUCAAAGCACUGGAAAAACACAAGCCGGAUGGAUCUGAGCUAGAUAGGGAGAGAAAGGAAAGAGAUCACGACCGGACUAUGCCGUCCCUGGUGGGCGUAACGCUUCAAGAUGGGCCCAGUGCAAUCAACAAUACCGUAUCAUUGCCUGCGAGUUCCGGAUCCACGGGCGUUAGUUCCCAACAGCAAAACCCCGGCCAGACGUUAGGGGGCCCUGGAUAUUCCAAUUCGAGCACCCAGAACGUCUAUCCACUACCCCAAGACAUCAACUUCAACGACCCCGGCAACACCCAAACCACAUACCGCUUUUUUGAAUUAUGCGUCAACACCGGCACCCUCCGCAUCACCCUUGGCGAGAUCCCCUUAACCUCCAGAACAACCAACGGCAUCACCGAAGUCCAGACUGACAGUGCCUUCUUCGCCUUAGUCCACGCUCGCUACCACUCCCUCCGCCGCAGCCGCCGAUUUGGCUUCCUCUUCAAACCAGUUGACAUCCAAUUCGUGCGCUUCGGCGUCGUUGACAGCCACCGCGUAGGUGUGUAUGAUAAGCCGAUGGCUAUCCCGCCUCACCAAAAGGUUAAGGAGCAACAUUACCACUACCGUGAAUGCCCGCUAGACCCGCUACCACCGAUUGACUAUAGAACAUUCUUCCACUAUUUCUGGAACCACGAGCAGCACGCUGGAAGCCAGAGUCGGUUGUUCUUCGACCGCAUGCCGAAGAAGUUGCAUUCGAGCAUUCUGAAACAGAGCGUACCGAACGAGCUGACACUAGGCUGGGGCGUUCAUAUCAUCGAAGGACCGAACAAGCCGCUACUAAGUCUAUGUCUCUGCGUCAUCCUGGUCCUUAGUUUCGUUGUAUCGGUCGUCGUGGCGUUGGCGAUGAAGACACAAGAGUCUGGAUUUGGCAUCGGGCAGUGGAUGGUUGCCACGCUAUCGGCCGCAUUGGCGGCUGUGUAUUACCAUCUUGCGGAGUCUUGAGGAGAGAAUUUGAAUGGCCCACCUCAGGCUCGUUAGCAGGAGCUCAAAGUGGUGAAUGGGCAUGAGACGCAGCAUGCAGGAGUGAAAUGUUCACAAGAAACUACUAAUUUCCGCUCUUUUCUACGAGUGCGACAGGGCUCAAUGUUUCAC
This is a messenger RNA of Mytilinidion resinicola, 2308 nucleotides long. RefSeq lists its product as uncharacterized. Lineage: Eukaryota; Fungi; Ascomycota; Dothideomycetes; Mytilinidiales; Mytilinidiaceae. The transcript has 2 exons. The record is from RefSeq and is a predicted model, not a curated record. Bases 233 to 2158 code for a protein of 641 amino acids.